This is a messenger RNA of Hydatigera taeniaeformis, 678 nucleotides long. Lineage: Eukaryota; Metazoa; Platyhelminthes; Cestoda; Cyclophyllidea; Taeniidae. The record is from the annotation of a GenBank genome assembly.
AUGCGGAAGCGGAGGACGAGACUGAUAGGGAACAAAUUGCGAAAGCUGCCACAAUUCUCUGAAGGCGCCAAUUCAAAGAGUGCUGCUAAUGAUAGCGAUCUGAGACAACCGCUGCCAGUCACGACUCAGCAAAGUCCUUUGUCUACAAAUCACAGAAAACUGAGUCUGAAUCUCGCUACGGCUCAGUCCGAUGUGCCGGAGGAAAGGCCAAACGAAAGGAAGGAGCAGGUUUUGGUCUCCGAGAUUUGGAAGAAUCGACUCAAUGCUGUAGAAGAGAAUCCCUCCUCUUCUAUGGUAGGCAAGGCAGAAGGUACACCGGUGAUAAGACAAAAUAAGAUUUCCUUCCUUGACAAAUCAGAGGGGUGGAUGAGUAGAGGCAAACAGGAACGUCAGCAAAACCGGCGCAUCUCAUUGCGUGGGUUCAAAGGGAACUUUGGGCUUCAGAACAUGAAGACAGCAGCUACACUCUUCGUUGUGGCCAUCGUCUACAUUAUCGCGUUAAUCCCUGCCAUGCUAAUGGCUAUUGGCGUGAUUGGAAUGUACCUCCCGAUCUUCUACAUGUACUAUGUGAAUAAUGCGAUCAAUCCGAUCAUAUACUGCUUCAUGAAUCCAACCUUUCGAGAAGAUGUACAAAACUUUUUCACCGCGCGAUUCCGUAGUUUUCACAAGGUUCAUUGA